AUGGCUGACGAUCACCCCGACCUCUCGGCGCUUCAGUCGCCAGUCGCUUCGCCCACCAUUAAGCGCAAGCGAAGCAUUUCUGAGCAGGAAAGCCCCGGGCGUGCCAAGAAAACCGCCACCACCAAUGCCCCUUCAGCCAUCAUGUCGGCUGCCGAUGCCGACACGGCUGCCUUCAUUGAGCAUGCUGUCGAGGCCGCGGCCGCGGCCGUUGCUAAUGGCGUAAACGUGGCCGACCUGAAUGCUCUUCAACAGGCCACCGCCGCUGAGCAUUCAGAAGCUGCUGACCCUGCCAACGCCUCGAGCACUGCCGCCGCCGCUCUCGGCUCCAUGUAUCCCAGCAUUCACGUACCUCAGACCACCGAGGCCCAGUUCGCCUCGCAAGGCGUCAAUGACGGCAAUCAUGUCCCUGACUCGGCCUUCGACCCCAACAUGACCCAGCAUGAUACCCUAAUCGAUAAUGCUCUGGCCGGCCUGCCAUCGUCGGGGAGUCCUCAUGAUCUGUCGCCUCCAAACGAUCAGCAGCAACAAUUGGGUCACGAUCAACAUCAGCAGAUGCCGCAGCAUGAUCAACACCAGCACGAUCCUCAUCAGCAUGAUCAGCACCAGCAGCAUCAUCUCGACCAACACCCGCACAUGGACCCGCAGCAUCAACAGCACCAGCACCUCGAGCAGCACCAGCAACAACAACAGCAGCAUGAGCAACCGCCACCUCAACCGCAGCCCGCCCAGCACCGGUACUCGACCGGCUCUGCAGGCGCCCCUCCCAAGUCGAAGCCCGAUGUUGGGUCUGACGAGUGGCACAAGCAGCGCAAGGACAAUCACAAAGAGGCAUGCACCAAGAAGAAGAAGAAAACAAGGUGGAAACAUGGUGCGGCUUUCUCAGGCAAGGUUCGGCCUCUCCUGAGGCCGCCUCCUCGCUACCCAGCCAGCAGCCCGGGCACGGUGUCAUCCGGCGGGCGGGCGGCGUAG
Messenger RNA from Verticillium alfalfae VaMs.102, 969 nucleotides. RefSeq lists its product with no specific name. The transcript has 2 exons. Bases 1 to 969 code for a protein of 322 amino acids. The record is from RefSeq and is a predicted model, not a curated record. NCBI's taxonomy places the organism in Eukaryota, Fungi, Ascomycota, Sordariomycetes, Glomerellales, Plectosphaerellaceae.